Molecule: messenger RNA, 8514 nt
Organism: Mauremys mutica (yellowpond turtle)
Lineage: Eukaryota; Metazoa; Chordata; Testudines; Geoemydidae
Gene: CD44
Product: CD44 molecule (Indian blood group)
Exons: 21
Coding region: 73-3201 (1042 amino acids)
Biological process (GO): cell adhesion; positive regulation of ERK1 and ERK2 cascade; inflammatory response
Cellular component (GO): plasma membrane; basolateral plasma membrane; macrophage migration inhibitory factor receptor complex
Molecular function (GO): hyaluronic acid binding; cytokine receptor activity
Source: RefSeq, a predicted model, not a curated record
CUCUGUUCUAACUCGUGGUUGAGAGAACUGAGGCAAAGCAGCAACGCAGACUGAGAGCUGAGGAGGCUGAACAUGAAGAGAGGCCACGAAUUGAAUGGGCCAUGGAGAGUGAGCUGUACGCUCAUACUUACUGCAGUGGUGGUCUCUCCAGAUCAGAACAGAAGCAUGUUGGCAGAAGAAUUUAAUAUAAGUUGCAGAUAUGGAGGAGUUUUCCAUGUUGAGAAAAAUCGUCGCUACAAUCUCACACGAGAUGAGGCAGUUGAACUCUGCAAAGCUCUCAAUAGUACCCUGCCAACAAUGGACCAGAUGAAGAAAGCUCACAAUUUAGGAUUUGAAACUUGCAGGUAUGGUUACAUAGAAGACAAAAUUGUAAUCCCACGAAUCAAGCCAUAUUUUCUUUGUGCAGCAAAUAACACUGGAAUUUACAUACUCACUUCAAAUAUAACAGACCGGUAUGAUACAUAUUGUUAUAAUGCAUCGGAAACCAGGGAAAAAGCAUGUGAACCAAUCAUAAGACUAGAUGUUUCUGGGCAUGAUAAUCAAAGCCAAAUAGUCAUAGAUAAUGCAGAUGGCUCACGUUACACUGAUGGUGUGAAACACACUGACCCAACUCCAGUUACAGAUGAUAAUCAUGUGGGUAGUGGGUCAGUACAUGACGGAGAUGUAACAAACCCCACCAUCAUCGGAUCUCACAUAACUGGUGCCUCACCUUAUGGAGAUAUAACCCCAGAUGCACUGUCAACAGAUUAUUCUUCUGGGUCGGGCAGAAAGGAAGAUCAUCCCACAAGUACCAAUGAUAUUGCAACAUCCUUCGAUCGCAAGUGGGGUGAAGAUUCAACUAUUAUUUCACUGAUAACUGAUGGUGUUCCUGGAAAAGACAAUGAUCAUCCUAGCAAAGGACAGCAUCCCACAAGUACUAAUCUCAGCUCACAUGAUGAUGGUGCAGAUGGUGAAGACUCAACACAGUAUCCCUUAACACCAGUAAUUUCCCUUGGAGGGGACAACAGUGAUGACAAGGAACAGCACUCUCCAAGUAGCACUGUGACCUCGCAUCAUGGUGCACAUGAGGAAACUUCCACCCAACAUGAGGGGAAUCCGUCCCCUGACAUUUGGUGGGGGUCCACUACAGAUAACAAGGAGCAGCAUCCAACCACAGCAACUAACGAUAAGGAUUCACAAGAAAAUGAAACAGAUGAUGAAGAUUUACUACAAGAUCCAUUACACUCUGGAUGGGACACAAAUGAUGACACGGAACCGCACUCUCCAGUUACCAAUGUGGAUUCCCAUGGUGAUCCUAAGCGUAUAGAAUCAACCCAAGAUCCUUUGUUACAUAAUGUUUAUUUUGGAAUGGACAAAGAUGAGGACAAGUAUCCCACAAACACUACUGUGGAUAGUGUGAAGCCUGCACUUUUCCCUGCAAAGGAAAGAGAUCAUUCUUCUUCAAGUGUGACUGUGAAUAAUGAAAUAGGACGCAACACAUAUACUCCUACAGCAGUUGUGGUCUCCAAUGAAGAUGCCAAAAAUGAAGACGCAACCCAAGAUCCUUUGUUGCAUAAUGUUUAUCUUGGUGUGGAAAAAGAUGAGGACAAGUAUCCCAUAAACACUACUGUGGAUAGUGUGAAGCCUGCACAUUUCCCUGUAAAGGAAAGAGAUCAUUCUUCUUCAAGUGUGACUGUGAAUAAUGAAAUAGAACGCAACACAUAUACUCCUACAGUUCUGGUCUCCAAUGAAGGUGCCAAAAAUGAAGACGCAACCCAAGACCCUUUGUUGCAUAAUGUUUAUCUUGGAAUGGACAAAGAUGAGGACAAGUAUCUCACAAACACUACUGUGGAUAGUGUGAAGCCUGCACAUUUCCCUGUAAAGGAAAGAGAUCAUUCUUCUUCAAGUGUGACUGUGAAUAGUGAAAUAGGACGCAACACAUAUACUCCUACAGUUGUGGUCUCCAAUGAAGGUGCCAAAAAUGAAGACCCAACCCAAGAUCCACUGCUGAAUGGGGCUCAUCCUGGAUGGAGCGAUAAAGUCAAGUAUUCUACAAAUACUACUAGGAAUGAUGUAUUACCUGGAGUUAUUCCUUCACAUGGAAGUGAACAUUCAACUACAGCUAUGGUCUCCAAUGGUGGGGCCAAACAUGAAGACUCAACCCAAGAUCCACUACUGCAUACUGUUCAUCCUGGUUGGAGCAAUGCAGAGAAGUAUCCCACAAAUGUCACUAGGGAUGAUGUGCUGCCUGGAAUUAUUCCUCCGAGUGAAAAUGAUCAGGAAAAGGAAUCUUCUCAUACAGCUGUUACCUCCAAUGAUGGUGCCAUAUAUGAAGACUCAACCCAUGAUUCACUGCCUCCAGAUAAUCAACCAGGAUGGGGCAGUGAGGACAAAUAUCCCACAAAUACCUCCAGGGAUUAUGUCAUACCUGGACUUAUUCCUGAAAAUGAAGAUGAGUCUUAUACAGCUGUGGUCUCCAGUGAUGGUGCCACACAUGAAGACUCAACCCAAGAUCCAUUGUUGCACAGUGUUCAUCCUGGCUGGGGCAAUGAAGACAAGUAUCUCACAGCUACCUCUAGGGAUGAUGUGCUACCUGGAAUUAUUCCUACAAGUGAAACUGAACAUAAAAAUGAUUCUUCUCAUACAGCAGUGGUCUCCAAUGAUGGUAUCAAACAUGAAGAUUCAACUAAAGAUCCACUGACACCUGGCAUUCAUCUUGGAGGGGAUAAUGAAGACAAAUAUCCCACAAACAAUCCCAUUGAUAAACCUGGAGUUUUUUCUGACAUUGAAAGUGGACAUGGCAGAGGACCAGCUUCUACAGUCACCAGUUCUACACGUAACAAACACGAUGGCAGAAGAGCAAAUCCAUCUGGACAGGUCACAGAACCAAACAUAACUUCACAGCCAAGAUCAGCCCAAAUUCCAGAAUGGCUGAUCAUAGUGGCUUCUCUUCUGGCACUGACAUUGAUUCUGGCAGUCUGCAUUGCUGUCAACAGUCGGAGCAGAUGUGGGCAGAAGAAAAAGCUAGUGAUUAACAAUGGCAAAGGGUCAGUGUCAGAUAAGAAGAUGGGUGGACUGAAUGGAGAAGCCAGCAAAUCUCAAGAAAUGGUGCACUUGGUACAUAAAGAACAGCCAGAUAAUCGAACAGGAUCAUGUGAUGAAUUCCUGACCACAGACGAAACGAAAAAUCAGCAAGAGGCUAACAUGAAGACUGGGAUGUAAUUAGUGUUGGUUCAUCUUGUAGAUCGAGAGUUGGGGAAAUCAAAAUCACAUGGAACUGGGCCUGGAACUCACAGAUGCAAUGUGCUACUGAUGUCUUUUGAGCAUAAUUAAGCAUACAUUUUAUUCUUUUUAAUAUUUUUAAAAAUCAGGUCCAAAUUUUUAAAAAUUGACAUUGCUUUCUGAUAUAAGUGCCUGAGACUUGCAUAAAUUUGGCAGUUCCCAUUUCCUACCUGGAAGACACUUAUAUGUAAGGAGGGAUGUUAGUUGAAAUCAUAUUUUCUCCAGUUGAGGCACCUUCACUAAGUGGAUAUACAGAAAUAUCUAGUCACUCCAUCUCAAAGGCAUUUAUGAUACUAAAUUUACAUAGUAUGAGCAUAAGUGAGGAAUAAACAUCUAGAGAGAAAUAGAGUUAAAGAAAAAAGGGCUUCUGUAGAGUUUAUAUUACCCUAGAGUCUUUUAAAAUCACCUUUCAGCCCUGCGGAGUUUGUCAGGUACAUUCAGGAUCUGCUGGUAUAGGCAAACUGUGACAUUUUAGAUUACAUCUUAGAUUACAACUAGGGCUACAAUGAGAGAACCCCAAAGGACAAAACUAUUUAUCUCUAUUUUUUAAAUGCCCAUGGAUAUAUAAUGUCAAUAAUUUUUAUUGGGGCAAGUGGGAAAAGACAUGAAAACUUGAGCUGAUACAUAAUAAACUUCUAUUCUUUAUUAUCUUAACAAUCUGUGCAGUUAUCCUUCAGUUUCAAAACUGUCUGUUGCUGUUCCCCCCCCAUCAAUCAUAUUUUGAGUAUGUUCCCUAGUGCACCUUGUUAGUUAAGUUGACAAAUAAAUGCAGUGACCACAACUCAAACACAUAUUUCAAAACCUAGCAGUAGGAAAUGAUCAAAUAAGAUGGCAAUAUUUUGUUUCUUGCAGAAUAGGGCUCUAUCUAUCCCUGCUCUCAGAUUUAUCAUAAGAUGUUGAGCUUAGCACAACCUGUUUUUUUUCCCAUAAUGGUUGCAUGUUACACUAUCUUGCUGAUAUUUUAACAGUCAAAUUAAAAUUAUGUGAUGUUCUCUUUUGGAUUCUACUUCCGCCAUCUUUUUGUUUAAACUCUGCUUAUUAAAAAUGCCAAGAGAAAUAUUGUUCACUUGUUGAAACAAGAAGUUGGAAAACUGCAUAAAGAUCAAAGAAAAUGAAAGAAAACUAUUUCAACAACAUAAAAUAGCUGCAGCUGCACUGACACAUGCUUCCAUCCCCUUUGUACAUCCCAUUUAUGUAAAGUAUUUGUGUAAACUAAGAUGGCGUGCAGUAACGUACACUGAAUUGAUUGUAUAUAUUAUCAGCAAGAAAUCGAAUUACCAGCAAUAGUCUAUCCAACUUCACUUUAAGGAAAAAUCUAAGUAAAAACAAUUCAUUAUGUAUUAUGCACCAUGGGAUGGGAACUGUUAAAUGUUUAGUCAGUUAAACAAAAUAGUCCCAUUCACUGACCAUGGAUCCUUAAUGAACUGAGAAGAGCCCACUAGAGUCAUUUAUUUUAAUUUCCUUUUUGAAGAAACUUCAGCAGUCAAAAUUUCAGCUAGAAUUGUCUAAUAUUGUGCUUUAUUCGUACCACUGUGCAUGAAAUUGCUGAGGUUGUGUUUCUCAGUGUAGAUCUUUAGCAGCUCUCCAUAAGUGUUUGUUUAAUGACAUACUGUAACUUGGUAACAUUCUCAGGCAGAUUGCCAUGGGUGAAAUUCACCCUUGUGCAAGAGGGCCAGCAAAGCAUGACUUAAUUUGACUGCUUAAGUGGCAUAUGUGCUGGCCCACUGAACAGGGAUGUUUCAUAUAUAGAAAGUCACAUGUUUGUGGGCUGUAUUUGAUCAUACGCUUUGAAGUCAAUGGAGUUAUACCUGUUUACAUCAUCAGUAAAUACGGUCCAAUGUCAACAUUCUCAUCCCAUCAUGAACAUACAUAACUCACUUAUGCUGUGGGAUAUUUGUUUCCUUCAGGCAUUUUUCAUUCCUGAAGUAGGUUUUGACAGUGUUUUCCAUCAGCCAUUGUAAAUCGGAAUGGUCUCUUGAAGGAUGCAUUUAAAUGGGUACUGUGCAUAAAAUUUGAUCAAAGCAGAGAGUCAGAACAAGGCCUAUUCACCUCUUGAAUCCUAGCUGAACAUAGGGUCUCUACAAAGACCUCUUUAAGUACAGGCUUUGGCAUGUUACACAUUCGAAUUCUUACUCUAAAGAGGAGUAUACCUAUUUAGAUAUUUAAAGGGGAAAUCUGCCAUUUCCUUCCCAGAUUACUCAAUUUUAGUAUCUAGAAUGGCAAGGACAUCAAGACUUGACUUCUUUGGAGGUUUGCUUUUUUAUUUUUUUGAUAAGGUGGCAUAAAAUCUCUACUACAGAAGCAGUGCCAUUAUUUUAUAUAUGCAAAAGUGAUUCAUAUUAGAUGUCAUGUGCCACAUGUGUAAUUAAUUUGCAUUAUAGUUUCAAAACUAGAUUGUCAUUUCAUGCAUAUAACAAUUGUUUGUACUGAGGUGGAGUUUUUAUUGUUUGGGGACUUUUUUUGUUUAUUACAGAGCACCCUUGAUAUAUUUGUAUAUUUAUUAACUGAUUAAUUAGAAGGAAGAAGGAAUCAUCUCAAAAUUUUAACCAGAGACAUGGAAAAAAAGUAAAUUGAGCUUCCAAAAAUAAAUUUGAUUCUAAAUUAAGGGAAAAGAUAAGACUGGCAUUAUUAUAAGCUAGGGGUUUGGGGGUUUUUUUGUUUUGCUUUGUACCAGUGAGCCACAGGUCUAUUUACAUGGUUGUAAACCCUAGGCUACACCCAGCUGAAACUCCCUGUACUCUUGCAUGCUUUACUAACAUUGUGUGUGGGGUUUCCAAGCAUUCAUUCAUCUAGGGGAAAAGCUCAGCUUGGCAGUUGAAAUGGGUGGUUUGGCUUCUCUAGAAAUUGGAUGAUGAGUCUAAUUCUCAUCUCACCUAGAGCUGAAUCCUGUAAGAUGCUGGCCUCCUAUUGAAGUCAGUGGCCAUUGAGGGGGCUCAGCACCUAAUGGAAUCAAGCCCUUACAUCUGUGUCACACCAGUGAAAUUCCACUAACUUAGAUCGAUUUGGUGUGUGCAUGGGCCCAAAUAUUUUUUGCUGGCACCACUUAAUUUUCCAGUGAGAUGGGUUUAAAAAGCAAAGUAUAGGGCAACCUUGUAAGCAGCAUAUGGUGUUCAAUUACCUCAAACAAUGCUGAAAAUAAGAAAUAUAGCCAAUACUUGAAUUUACAUGGAAAGGUUAUCUAAAGCACCGAGUGUAUGAAGAGUGAGAGGUGACUAUAAUCGCUCUCUUUCUGAUCAAUGAUUUCACCCAUGUUUUCUGGAUGAUUUAUAAAGAACGGUUUAUUGAAGCAGAGAAGUGAGAAGGGUUACAUUAUGUUAAAAAGCUUUAUGGUAAGGGAGUGUUUUAAAUAUUUUCCACAACGUCUGUGGGAAUCAGAAUUCCAGUAUGAUAUUUUUAUGUUUUUUCUGGCAUCUCAGGGAUGUUUUUUGUGUGUAAUUUGACAGUAACAAGAACCUACCCCUGUAUUAAAUAGCUUGGAAGGAUUUAGCAUGCUGAUGGAGACUUCCAAAGAGAUCAUUACCAGGGCCCUGAUAUCCACAGAAUAAUGGAGCUGUGCAGAGACAGAGACUCCCCCCUUAAUUAACCUUUCUAUGGCUCCAGGAAAGUAACUAUUUCCCUCUUAGAAUUAGUUGUGAGACCCAGGAGACUUAGGGCUUGUCUACAUUUAUCAGGGAUCAACACUAUGGCGAUUGAUUUAGCGGGUCUAGUGAAGACCCAUUAAAUUGACCACAGAUCGCUCUCCUAUCAACUCUGGUACUCCAUCAGAAUGAGAAGAGUAAGGGGAGUCAACAGGAGAGUGUCUCCCAUCAACAUAGUGCACUGUGGAUCCCGCGGUAUCUAAGCUAUGUCGAUUUGAAUUACACUACUAACAUAAUUCAAAUUGCAUAGCUUAGAUCAUCUUUCGCCCGUAGUGUAGACAAGGCCUCAAAGAAACUUCAUUGAGCCAGUAGUUGUGGGGACUAUUUUGAUUUAGAAUGGCCUCUUGGGGGAAGUUAUUCAAUACUGCAGCCAAAAGCUUUUACUUCAUCUUAGUAAGCUACUCAUGGCUCCUACUACUCUAGUUGUAGUUGAUUAGACUGAAUUAGAUUUGAUACUUUAUAUUUAGAUAAAUAUAGACACAGGUGAUAGAUCUGGAUACUGAUUAGCUUUCUGAUAUAGGGAAAAAUAUGUUGAAACCCAAAGUUGCUGGGGGUGAAAUCAUGCCUCCAUUGAAGUCAGUGACAAGUCUCCCAUUCACUUUAAUGGAGUAAGGUGUUUUGGGGAACAGAGCUUAAUGUGAUUAGGACGAGAGAGAGAAUGCUGUAGGCAGCAAGAAGUUUGUGAGAUAGUUAAGAGAAGUGGUGCAGUGAGAGUGAAAUCUCUAUGUUGCUCACUGGAAAAGUCCCUUCACCAGAACUGGUACUUAGCAGCUGACACUUGAACAUGUAAUUCUAGGCAAAAAACCUGAACUGAUCUUUCCCAAUGAGCUUUCCUCCCACUUUUUGUAAGCUGAAUGUGAGAUCUCUCCCACUCACAGCUCAUCUAGUUAUUACUAUGCCAGGUGGCAAGCAGUACAUGUCUGCAGUUAAGAACAACUGCUUUCCCUACUCAAAGUAAAGAAAACUCAAAGUGUGAAUUUGGCAAAGAGGACUAAUGAUGCCCUUUAAAUAUGGUUCAGAUUAUACUUUUGUCUUCAUUAUCUCUAUUUAAAGCUAUUGUUAAAGAUGUACUUUCCCAGUGCUUAACACACGGCUUCUGGAACUGUCCAUGCCAAUACUUUCUGGCACCUAUUAUUAUGUUUUUAAAGUUUACUCAGGCUAAGCAGGUUUGGGGUUGUUGGUUUUUCCCUUUUCAUGGAGGAAUUAUGGAGUUUCACCAGUUAACAUGGAAUGAAAAUCCACUUUUGUAUGCAUGCACACUGCCCACAUUCAAGUCCACUGUGAAUAUUGAAUAUUUCCCAGUACUGCAAUUUUUGGAAAGUAGUGAUGAUAAAAAGUUGCUGUUUAUCAAAAGUGUCCUCAGUCAGAGGUGGCCUCCUGCCCUCAAGAACUCGGAUUGUUUUUCAAGGGGAAAGGCAAUUGAAGUCAAUGAAAGCUCUACUUACAGUCAGCAUGUGUUCCACGGUCACCUGGAAAACAUCUAAACAGUGGCAUUUGCCUGUAAGCACUGCUUAAAGCAGGGGUAGGCAACUAUGGCACGCGUUCUGAAGGCGGCACACAAGCUGAUUUUCAGUGGCACUCAUGCCGACCAGGUCCCGGCCACCAGUCUGGGGGG